CUUUUUUGUGUGUGUUAAUUAAAAAAAAAAAAAAGAGUUACUAUUGGUAAUAAUAAAAAAAAUUCUCUUUUGUUAUUUAUUUUUUCCGAUUCAUUAAAAGGGUUAAAAAUAGAAAUUUAAAAUAGCAAAAAUUUUUCGAUAGCAGACGAUUAUUUUCUAUUCUGUGCGAAUGUCGUGUUAUUUGUUGAUGUGUAAAAGUUUACAGUGUUUAAAUAAAAACGUGCAAAAAUGCAGUCGUUUAAUGUCAACAAUAAAACAAUCGCCAAGCGAAUAUUGUUUGAAUUUAGUCAGAAAACACGAUUACGAAGGUUUUCUCUGCAAUUUACUUUUGAAAAAUGAUAUAAGAUCAACUGCAUUUGCAAUUCGUGCUUUUAAUGUAGAAAUAGCAACAGUCGAGGAUCAAGUGCAAGAUAAAAGAAAUGGAUUAAUGAGACUGAAAUUUUGGGACGAUACAAUAAAUAAUAUUUACAAUAAUUUACCGCCAAAAACACCCACAGCUUUGGAAUUACAUAGAAUUUUACAGCGACACAAACUUUCGAAACAUUAUUUUAAACGUCUCAUUGAUGCAAGAUAUUCAAAAUUAGAAAAUCCACGUUUCACUGAUUUGUCAGCAAUUGAGAAAUAUGCGGAAAAUGCAUUUUCAUCAAUUUUUUAUUUAUUACUCGAAGCAUAUGAGACAAAAGAUUUAAAUGUUGAUCAUUUUGCAAGUCAUUUAGGUAAAGCCUGUGGAAUUAUCACAUUAAUACGUGCAAUUCCUUAUUAUGCACAAAAAAAUGAUGUCACAUUGCCAAUUGAUUUAAUAGAAAAAUAUAAAGUUUCUGUGAAAACAAUAUUUCGCGGUGAAUCCAGUCAGGAAUUAAAAGAAGUACUUUUUCAAAUGUCAUCGUGUGCAAAUACACAUUUGCAAAAGGCUCGAUCCUUGAAGGAUAAAGUUCCAAAGGCGAAUAAUACAAUUUUCCUGCCUUAUGUGAUAGUGGAAGAUUAUUUGGAAAAAUUAAGACAAUUUGAUUUUGAUAUUUUUCAUCAAAAAUUGCAGAGAAAAGAAAAUUUACUUCCGGCAAAAUUGUAUUGGCGGAAAAUGAUAAAUAAAUUAUGUUAAUUUAACAAAAAAAUUGUCCCCUAAAACACAAUAUCGCGUAAGUAAAUUGCAAACCUUUUUUUUAAUUUAAUUUUUUUACGAAUUUACAGAAUUUUCAAUAAUUUUAUUUUGAAAUUUCUAUUAUCAAAAAAAAAAAAAAAAAAAAAAAAACUAAAAAAAAAACUGAUAAAGUAAAUUAAAGAGAAUAAAUUAUUUUCUAUUUUUGAAAUAAAUUUUUCUCGAUAAUUUUAUUUUAUUUUAAUUUUCUCUCUGAGAACAAAUUCUUAGGAAUUCCAAAAAAAUAUAUAGAAGACAUUUUUUAAAUUGUACGAUUUUAUUUUUAUUUAUUUUUUAAUAGAAAAAAGAAAAAAUUAAAAUAUGUGAAUUGGGAAAUAAAAAAAUCGAAUAUUGACAUUUUUUUGAAUGAUUUUAUUCGCAUAAUUUAGUUAUGGCAAUUAAUUCUAUUUUUUUUUUUAUUUACAUUUGAUCGGAUUUUUUUUUUUUUUUGGAGUUAAAGGGAGAGGGCAGUUUUUUUUUGUCAUUGCAAUGCGACUAAUUACACGCACUACCAAUUUUUUUUUUUUUUUUUUUUUUUUUUUACGGGUGCAGAGGCGUGGAAAAAUGUCUAAUAUAAUUAUUUCCAAUCGAACACUUUUAAAAUAUACUCUCACAAAUUAUAUAAUGGAUGAUAAUAAUAAAUAAUUACAAUAAUUAUAAAAUAAAAAAAAAAAAUUUCUAAAAUUCGCUUAUAUUUUAAAGAUAUACAAAAAAAAUCAACAGUAUUUAUAUAUUUAUAUUUAUAUAUAUAUAUUUAUAGAGUAGGCUGAUGCUUUCAACAAUGAUAUCACGCUCACAACUCUUUUGGUCUCUAAAGAAAGGUUUUUUUUUUUAAUUUUUUUUUUUUUUAUUUAAUAUUUAACGGGGAAGCUUCGAGUCGAUGUAUAAAAAAUCUAAAUGCAUCAUUCGCUAAAUUACCAUUACGCAUUCAUUUUUUUUUUUUUUUUUUUUUUUAAA
Messenger RNA from Leptopilina boulardi, 2092 nucleotides. RefSeq names its product NADH dehydrogenase (ubiquinone) complex I, assembly factor 6 (gene sicily). The coding region runs from base 170 to 1099 and encodes 309 amino acids. The transcript is spliced from 4 exons. The record is from RefSeq and is a predicted model, not a curated record. Gene Ontology annotation, biological process: biosynthetic process; mitochondrial respiratory chain complex I assembly. Gene Ontology annotation, cellular component: mitochondrion. Lineage: Eukaryota; Metazoa; Arthropoda; Insecta; Hymenoptera; Figitidae.